Linum trigynum is the source of this 282-nucleotide messenger RNA. The record is from the annotation of a GenBank genome assembly. NCBI's taxonomy places the organism in Eukaryota, Viridiplantae, Streptophyta, Magnoliopsida, Malpighiales, Linaceae.
AUGGACCGAGUUCACACUGAUUCUGACGUGGCUGAGGUCGUACCACGGGUCCCAAUCGUUGUUACAAAUGUCGAAUUCCACCGCCACCGUGGAGGGAGGACCGUUGCGGCCGGUCUAGUUCACGACGAGCCCGUUCCCUGGGGCGUUGUAACUAGAAGAAGCGAUGUAGAAUGCCAGGUCGUCGCAUGCUCCGGUACUGCUUUCGUUGUCGAUGGCAAAGGUGAAAGCAGUGGUGAAGUUGGCGACGACGCUGACAUAGGCGUAGGCAGGCUACACAUGUGA